Fusarium venenatum is the source of this 2670-nucleotide messenger RNA. RefSeq lists its product as uncharacterized. The record is from RefSeq and is a predicted model, not a curated record. Gene Ontology annotation, molecular function: dolichol kinase activity. Lineage: Eukaryota; Fungi; Ascomycota; Sordariomycetes; Hypocreales; Nectriaceae. Gene Ontology annotation, biological process: dolichyl monophosphate biosynthetic process. Gene Ontology annotation, cellular component: endoplasmic reticulum membrane.
AUGACAGAGCAUCUCAGCCCCGACUCUUUUAAUGCCCUCGACCCCGAAGAACAAGCAAUAAUUCAAGCUCGAUCGCGGUCGCCUCACCCGUAUCACCACCAGAGUACAGACCUGCCGCAUCUUCAGGAUCGAUUUUCUCUACGCAACCGCCAAGCGCAAUCCGCCAAGACCAGUGACGAUGCUUCCCCCGAGACAUCAUCGACAACAUGGCCAUCUUUUCUCAAGGACUCUCCGCAGACGAGCGAUAGCGGCUCCGAAGCCGACGACGAACAUUACUUGAGAGGUUUACCAGCGCCAAGGUCAAACUUGCACAAAGGGCUGAGAGGUAUUAAUGAACCUCUGUCUGGGUCUUCGUCACCUCUUCCGUCACCAGCACUUUCCGAUGGCCAGACUGUACGCACCAUCGACAAGACGCCUACGCCUAUUGAGACACCGGAAGCAAAACGUUUGCUCGAAGCUCUUAAACGACGAAGACGGGUGGUUGUAAGACGUGCAACUGAGGCGGGCAUUGUUCUGGCUUUGGGCCUUAUGGUAGCUUCAAAUUCACAGGUUUUGCAGCUCUUGAAGAUAUGGGGCAAAGAUAUCUUACUUCUCGGCCUUCUGUACGCCGGGCUCCUUUUUCUGUAUCCCAUUCGGGUUAUGGCCUGGGCCUACCGCAAGAAGUCACCAUCCCACACAGUACCCCUCGAACUGCCAGCACAUUUCGACCCCGCUCCUAUAUUAUACCCUUCGGCAAUUACCCUCUUCGUUUCACUUCUGAUCUCGUCGAAUAACCCUGCCGCAAUACUUCCGAACCUUGUUCUGAGUCUUGCUUCUAUUCCACAAAGCGUUAUUCCAAAAGUCGACUCAUAUGCCACCUACGAUGUUAUAGCAUGGGGUAUCACUUGCAUACCAUUGGUCUGGAGUCCAAAGACGCGAGGAAACUUCGAAACCAAACACCCUGAAGAUUUCAUAUCAGGAGAAACAGCAGUGUUGCUGUACCCUCUUCACCAAAGUCUAUGCGUUGUCUUACAUUAUCUUACCACCACAAGUCUAUUGACGGCUGAGCUCCAGCUACUGUCAAUCGCACUUAUCAACGUUCUACUUCUUGCCUCUUCUCCCCAGAUUCUCAUUCUCAAGGCUCUCCUAUGGGGUGGUGGCUUGUCGCUUCUUGUAUUCUGUGGUCCUGUCAUUCGUUGGGGAAUUACGUUGGCCAGGGUGCCAAAGUGGCGGUUUCGUAGAGUUUCGUUCAAUCAGCAGCCACCAUUAUGGAAGAGUUUCUGGCAAUUGUUCUCUCUGCGCCGCCUCAGGAACGAAUUGUUGAGAGCCGAGCAUGAGGAUGCGGUUUACGACACCGCUGGUUCCUCCGAAGACGAAGGGGGUCCUUUGCUCAGGAAGCCCGCAAAGGUACAAACAUUCGGGCCUAGCUUUGCCGGUCCGGCAGACGCUGAUAGCGCGCCGUCUUCCCCCACAGCUGUGGAUGGUUCCGGCAACUGGUCGUUCGCUCGGAGACAUACUUUACCGCACCUUGACUCGGGGAACCGACGUAAUGCAACACAUACCCCCUCGGGGCGUAGAAAACGGGCAACGUCCAUGUCUGUUCGACCCUUCUUCAAACUGACACAAGAGCAAGCGACAAUGAGGAAGUGGCUUUACGCCGGGUAUGUUUAUGCAAGCAUACUGGUGGUCGUUUUGGGCGGCAUCCGUACUUACGUUGAAAGGGUUGCUCUAGACGGCAAUGAACCCAUUGGCUGGGCUCUAGGUUACCUUCUGGGUAAUUGGUCUUGGUUUCGAUAUCAAGUUAGAAGUUACAACUUAGAACGAUGGAUUUGCUUACCCCCAAGGGUGGAUCCGACAGAAGACAAGCAGUGCCGGCUUGGAUGGGUGCAGCAUGUUCGCCAUAACGACUUUGGUGAAGCAAACACCCGGCUUCUGUUGAGCGUCUACUGGUUGGGCAUCCUGAUUCUUGGUCUGACCAUCGUUUUUCGACUCAAGGAUAUUUAUGAGGUAGACACACGGCGCAAGGUAUUUCACUUUAUGAUGGUUGGGAUGUUCCUACCUGCAACGUUUGUGGAUCCUACAUACGCAGCUCUGGCCCUCUCAUUAAUUCUGGCGGUGUUCCUGAUCUUGGAUCUUCUCAGAGCGAGCCAACUUCCCCCACUAUCGAAGCCUAUUGCCUCAUUCCUAGCGCCGUAUGUUGAUGGGAGGGAUUUCCGCGGCCCUGUCGUUAUAUCACACAUCUUCCUUCUUAUUGGAUGUGCGAUUCCUCUCUGGCUAGGCCUUGCUUCCUUACCACGCACGGGAUCUGGCUACCUGUCUGGCUGGGAAGUGUCAGCUCGGGAUGUCAGUCUUGUCUCUGGCGUUAUUUGCGUAGGACUCGGAGAUGCAGCGGCUUCACUCAUAGGUCGUCGAUACGGACGUCGGAAGUGGUUCUGGGGCGGUGGCAAGAGUCUCGAGGGCAGUUUCGCGUUUGCAGUGGCCGUUGUCUUAGGCCUUGGCGCCGCCAGUAUCUGGCUACGAGUUGGCGGCUGGCCAGUUGCUGGUGACCAGCCGGGGGCCAUUGCUGGUACUCGAAAUGCUGUUAUGUGCGCCUCGAUGGCGAGUCUAACAGAAGCGGUUCUUACCGGCGGAAAUGACAAUGUCAUUGUGCCCGUGGUGCUCUGGACUUGUGUGAAAAGCCUGGGUGUCUAA